Molecule: messenger RNA, 444 nt
Organism: Brettanomyces bruxellensis
Lineage: Eukaryota; Fungi; Ascomycota; Pichiomycetes; Pichiales; Pichiaceae
Exons: 1
Coding region: 1-444 (147 amino acids)
Source: RefSeq, a predicted model, not a curated record
AUGGCAGGAGGUGCAAAAUUGAACGUGGCUCUACAAAUUACAGGUGUUGAGUCUGUUGAUUCAGCCAUUACAAAGAUAUUGUACGGUGUGAUUUCCGCAACCGGUUACCUAUAUCAACAAUUUGCCGGUUUUUCUGCAGCGUAUCCGGAGUUGUUCAAUUUGAUUAUAUAUGUAAUUGCAGCAUAUAUCACAUACAAGAUAAUUCGUGGGGUCGUUUUAUUCUUUAUUCGAUGGAUCAAGACAAUUGUUAAAAUUUGUUUAGUUUGCUAUAUAGGCUUAUUGAUAACUGCAUUAUAUACCGGAGAAACAGUUUCAGAACUCUUUUAUGGAAAUAUUUAUGUUCAGAAUGUGAUCAGGAUUAUUCACCAAUUGAAGCUUUUGUCAGGCAUUUUAUAUAACCUGUACAUUCUUUCGAGAAGUGUGAAGACUAAUUCGGGAACAUAA